AUGGAUAUAUUCUUAAGGCUUGACAUGCUGCGUGAACUACUUGAAAGCACGAAGGAAGAGGCUUAUAAGAUUUAUAAAGGUCAUCUACAAAUUCUUCUUUGUGUGAUGUCUAAGAGGGAUCCUGGUUACAAAUAUCUCAAGUGGAUCUCUGAGACCCAAGUUGGUAUUGUGACACAGUGUUGCCUAUCCACUUAUGCUAACAUGGCAAAUGACCAGAAUCUUGCAAAUCUUGCUAUCAAGAUAAAUGCCAAGCUUGGAGGUAGCAAUGUAGAGCUUAAUGAUCCUCUGCCCCACUUUGAGGACAAAGGUCAUGUUAUGUUUGUAGGGGCUGAUGUCAAUCAUCCUGGUUCAGGGAACACUACAAGUCCAUCGAUAGCUGCUGUUGUUGCAACCAUGAACUGGCCUGCUGUAAAUCGCUAUGCAGCACGUGUCCGCCCACAAGACCAUCGAAAGGAGAGGAUUCUGAGUUUUGGGGACAUGUGUCUGGAACUUGUCAAAAACUAUGCUCGGCUCAACAAUGUUAGGCCAGACAAGAUUGUGGUCUUUCGUGAUGGAGUAAGUGAGAGCCAAUUUGAUAUGGCCCUCAAUGAGGAGUUGUUAGAUUUGAAGAGGGCAUUCCAAUCUGUAAAGUACAUGCCAACUAUUACACUUAUUGUUGCCCAAAAGCGACACCAGACUCGUUUCUUUCCGGAGGGUGCCCGGGAUAGGAGUUCCCUUGGCAAUAUAUCUCCGGGCACGGUUGUGGACACAAUAGUAGUUCAUCCAUUUGAGUUCGACUUCUAUCUUUGUAGUCACUAUGGAAGCCUUGGGACAAGCAAGCCCACGCACUACCAUGUCCUAUGGGAUGAGCAUGGGUUCACUUCUAACCAUUUGCAAAAGCUCAUAUAUGAUCUCUGUUUUACCUUUGCUCGGUGCACUAAACCUGUAUCGCUAGUCCCACCGGUCUAUUAUGCUGAUCUUGUUGCUUAUAGAGGACGCCUCUAUUUCGAGGCAAUGGAGGGACAUUCCCCAGCUCCAACAGCAUCCUCUUCCACUUCUUCAACGACAUCUUCUUCAUUGUCAACAUCGUCACUUGAUCAAAAAUUCAAUAUCUUCAAGUUGCAUCCCAAUCUGGAAAAUAUAAUGUAUUUUGUUUAG
Molecule: messenger RNA, 1137 nt
Organism: Carya illinoinensis
Lineage: Eukaryota; Viridiplantae; Streptophyta; Magnoliopsida; Fagales; Juglandaceae
Product: protein argonaute 2-like
Exons: 1
Coding region: 1-1137 (378 amino acids)
Biological process (GO): regulatory ncRNA-mediated post-transcriptional gene silencing
Cellular component (GO): cytoplasm
Molecular function (GO): nucleic acid binding
Source: RefSeq, a predicted model, not a curated record